Aphis gossypii (cotton aphid) is the source of this 2267-nucleotide messenger RNA. Its product is annotated as nuclear transcription factor Y subunit alpha-like. The record is from RefSeq and is a predicted model, not a curated record. Lineage: Eukaryota; Metazoa; Arthropoda; Insecta; Hemiptera; Aphididae. Gene Ontology annotation, molecular function: RNA polymerase II cis-regulatory region sequence-specific DNA binding; DNA-binding transcription factor activity, RNA polymerase II-specific. Gene Ontology annotation, cellular component: CCAAT-binding factor complex. Gene Ontology annotation, biological process: regulation of transcription by RNA polymerase II. The coding region runs from base 249 to 1034 and encodes 261 amino acids. The transcript is spliced from 7 exons.
UAGCAGUCGUGGCUAGUGCCGCUGCGCCGGCGGUAAUAAUUGAUAACAAUUGGAGUACAGCGAUUGGUGGUUUACAGUACCUAUCACUACGCCUUGCAUUAUCAACCGUUUUUAGCACGAGUUAAGUCAUUAUUCAUUAGGUAGUCAAUGUCGUAUUAUAAUAGUUAAUAUUUAUACUUUAAUUCGUGUUCUUCGCUGGAGUAUGAACGGUGUCUAUUAAUGGAAAACAAUUAAUCCGAACAUCAUCGAUGGAUCAUUUCAUGAAUCAAUCCUCAAAAGUGGAAAUAGUCAACUCAAACAAUAAUCAUGUGCCUGAUGUUCAAUUAAAUGCACCGUCCAAUAACCAAUUAGAAGUUUUACCAACGAAUCAAAUAAUACCAAGUGUCCUCGGGCAACAAAUGUUUGUUCAUCCUACUGUACAAGAUUCAAAUCAAUUAUUUCUAUAUGGAUCACAGAAUAAUCAACAAAUGCAACUAUUACAAUUACCCGUAUCAGCACAACCACAGUUGAUUCAAUUACCUGAUGGGCAAACAUUUAUUUAUCAACCAAUGCAAGUUGGUAACACACAAGUUAUUGCUCAGCCACAGCAACCAAUACCAUUGUUAAUUAAUAUAAAUGGAAAUAUAAUGCAGUUGGAUAGUACAAUAAGUAAUGCUCCUCCAAUAUUAAUUGAUUCACCAGUCACUACUUCUAUUGUAGAGCAAGUUCCUCAACAAAAUAGUUUAAUGAUACCUUCAACAUCAGGGCAACUUGAAGAAGAACCCUUAUAUGUUAAUGCUAAACAGUAUAAGAGGAUAAUGAUAAGAAGGCAAGCUAGAGCCAAAUUAGAAGCUGAAGGAAGAAUACCAAAAAAUCGACUAAAAUAUUUGUAUGAAUCUCGUCAUAGACAUGCAAUGAAUCGAAUACGAGGAGAUGGAGGUCGUUUUCAUUCAGGAUCAUUGCAGAGAAUGAAUACGUCAGCCAUUGAAGUUAAUACAAAAAAAAAAAAAGUACAAAAGUCCAAUAAUCAAGCAAUCUUACUCUCUGGCUGUUAAUCCUGUUAAUUAUACAAUUAAUAGCAUAUAAAAUGGACAAAUACAUAACCAUCUGAUUUAUAGUAUAAAUAGUAUAGAAUUUUACAUAUUAUUUAUUAAAUUAAAUUAAAAUGUUGGACAACUAUUUUUUUAAAUAAGUAUUGAGAAUGUUUUAAGAGUAAAAUUGUUUUAAAUUAAUUUAUAAUCAAAAAAUUAUUGAAGUUUUUACUACAAGUUUUUAGCUUCCUUAAUAGUAAGUUAAUUCAAUUUUUAUUUUUAAAUUGUUACAAGUAUAAUAACAUUGGUUUUAAAUAUAAACUAUAAGUAGAGCGUGGAUCUCUACUAUAAGUAAAGAGUAAACCUAACCUUGCAUGUUUUUUUUGAUUUUUACAUUUUUGGAUUUUUGUCAGUAAUCUUUAAUUAUCUUUAAUAGUUUGAAAUUACUGGCAACAUUUUUGCUUGCAUAUUUAAUGGUUAUUGCAUAGUUUUAUGAAAUUUGAAAUGUAUUGCAUAAUGAAACAAAAUUUAAAAAAAUUCAAGGUAUUCCUGGGUUAAAGAGGCACUAGUUCAAAUAAACUACAUGAUCUUUCCAUUAAAAUUAUAUGAUAAAUUAAUAUAGUACUAUCAGGCAAAAACGUUCAACUUAAUGAUAUUUAUUAAGACCCAAUAAUACUCAGUUGCUUUGCUCCAAGUAUGCCCCAAUUGAAUAAUUGACAUCGAAGAUCAUUCUUAAUAUUUAAAAAUAUGUUAAUAUAUAAAUGUCACAACUUCACUGGAGAAAAACUGGAAAUGUACUAACUACUAAUAUGGUUAUUCAUUUUAUUAAUAAAUAAAAUGUAAAAGUAUAUUGAUUUAUUAUACCUUUUUUAUAAUAUUUAAAUAUAAGUUAUAAUAUUAAUGUUUUUAAUAUUGUAAAAAUUUGUGAUGAAAAUAAUUGAAAUUUUGUUAAACAUUUUCUGCGUAUUUGUGUAUUUUUACGAUUUUGACUGCAUAAUAGUAUCAGUAUUAGUGUACUGAUAUUUUUAAAUCGAUGAAAAUCCGCGCUCUGACUAAGCAAUAAUUUUGUGUACUUAUAUUGUUGUAAUACUAAUUUUUAAAUGUAAUAACUUGAGUACAAAAUAUUGAAUUAUGAAAACAUUUAAUAAUGUGUAAGAAAUCUUUAUUGAUAAAAUAUGUUUGUUAAUUGAUGCAUUUGAUAAUUAAAUAUGUAUAUCUUUAAAUUUUACUUAAAAAAAUAAGACUAACUCAUGAAGA